GUUUACAUUUUUUACAAUUCAUUAUUACACCGAACAAUUUCAUGCAGUGAGUGUACGGCUUAAGCUGUGCUUCAACUUUAUCUGUCUAAACGAGGUGUGGCUUAUCGAAAGUGUAUACCGAGAUCUAAGUUUCGGAUUUCCAGCUAGGGCGUUCUUGAAAUAAAAUUAAUAUCAAUCAAAAAUAAAGAAACACAAUGCUCGGUCGCCUUCCCGCAUGUGUGAUCGAUGUAGGUACAGGCUACACGAAGUUAGGCUUUGCUGGUAACAAAGAGCCUCAACUUAUAAUACCAUCAGCAAUUGCUAUAAAAGAAACGGCAAAAGUUGGAGAUAAUAAUGCUAGAAGAAUUACUAAAGGUGUUGAAGAUUUGGACGCAUAUAUCGGAGAUGAGGCUUUUGAAGCUACUGGAUAUUCUGUGAAAUAUCCAGUUAGACAUGGCCUGGUAGAAGACUGGGAUUUAAUGGAAAAAUUUUUGCAGCAAUGCAUUUUCAAAUAUCUCAGGGCAGAACCUGAGGACCAUUACUUUCUACUCACAGAACCACCAUUAAACACUCCUGAGAAUAGAGAAUAUACAGCAGAGAUAAUGUUUGAAUCCUUUAAUGUACCAGGCCUUUAUAUUGCAGUACAAGCAGUAUUAGCGCUAGCUGCCUCUUGGACAGCUAAGAGUCUAGAGGAUAGAACAUUAACAGGAGUAGUAGUUGAUAGUGGAGAUGGAGUAACACAUGUAAUUCCAGUUGCAGAAGGUUUUGUUAUUGGAAGUUGUAUAAAACAUAUUCCUAUCGCUGGACGCGAUAUCACUUACUUUAUACAAAGUUUGUUAAGGGAACGCGAAAUCGGAAUACCGCCUGAACAGUCGCUAGAAACAGCUAAAGCGAUUAAAGAAAAACAUUGUUAUAUAUGUCCUGAUAUUUCAAAGGAGUUCGCUAAAUACGACAGCGAUCCUACUAAAAUAAAACAGUAUGAAGGUAUCAACAAUAUCACUAAACAGCCUUUCGUCGUAGACGUUGGUUACGAGAGGUUCUUGGGGCCAGAAAUAUUCUUCCAUCCCGAAUUUUCUAAUCCAGACUUUACAACACCGUUAAGUGAAAUCGUGGAUGAUGUAAUACAAAAUUGUCCAAUAGAUGUACGAAGACCAUUGUAUAAUAAUAUUGUUUUAUCGGGCGGUUCUACGAUGUUUAAAGAUUUCGGUAGGCGAUUACAACGCGAUAUAAAACGUAUCGUCGAUGCUCGUCUUAAACUUAGCGAAACGUUAAGUGGAAGCUACAUUACGCCAAAACCGAUGGACGUUCACGUCAUAUCGCAUCAUAAACAACGUUGUGCUGUAUGGUACGGUGGUGCUUUAUUAGCAAGCGAUCCUGAAUUUUAUAGGGUUUGUCAUACCAAGAAAGCUUAUCAAGAAUACGGUCCUGGAAUAUGUCGUUAUAAUCCCGUAUUUCGUAGUAUGGUGUAAAAUGAAUAAAAAUAUACUUAAUUCUAAAAAGACGUUGUACGGAUCAACGAUCGCAACUUAACGUCAUUAAUGAAAUUGUUAAUAAUUUAUUCCAAUUUUAUGUUUUCCUCUAUGAUUAUAUUUAAUGAGAUAAACUGGGCCUUUAUAGAUAUGUAACAAUUAACUAAAAGAAUUCCGAAGAACGCCCAAGCUUAUACUAGCAAACGCACACGGACAUAUUUUCAUGCUCAUUCGUUGAUGCAUUAUAGUUGUAAGAAGAGGUAUUUGCAUUUAAUAAAAAAAGGAAUGUUCUAUUACCAAUAAUGAUUAAAAAUAAUUAAGACAGUUACAUUACAAACUAACUGUAUAGAUCUGUACAUAAAAU
Molecule: messenger RNA, 1812 nt
Organism: Nomia melanderi (Alkali bee)
Lineage: Eukaryota; Metazoa; Arthropoda; Insecta; Hymenoptera; Halictidae
Gene: Arp3
Product: Actin-related protein 3
Source: RefSeq, a predicted model, not a curated record